UCUGGUCCCGCGGCGGGCAGACGUUGAAAAAGGGGAGUCCUGAGAAGACUACAGCGGAAGAUGCCCAGUACCGACCUUCUGAAGUUGAAGGACUUUGAGCCUUACUUGGAGAUUUUGGAAGCAUAUUCCACAAAAGCCAAGAAUUAUGUGAAUGGGUAUUGCACCAAAUACGAGCCCUGGCAGCUAAUUGCAUGGAGUGUCCUGUGUACUCUGCUGAUAGUCUGGGUGUAUGAGCUUAUCUUCCAGCCAGAGAGUUUGUGGUCACGGUUUAAAAAGAAAUUAUUUAAGCUAAUAAGGAAGAUGCCAUAUAUUGGACGCAAGUGUUGGGAAUCAAAUCAGAUCGAAGAACAGUUGAAUAAGACUAAGAAGGAUGUUGUCAAGCACAUGCCGUUCCUGAAGAUGGAUAAAGAGUAUGUGAAAACUCUACCUGCUCAGGGCCUGAGCACAGCUGAGGUUCUAGAGAAACUCAAGGAGUACAGUUCCAUGGAUAUCUUCUGGCAAGAAGGGAAAGCCUCAGGAGCUGUGUACAGUGGGGAACAGAAACUCACAGAGCUGCUGGUUCAGGCUUAUGGAGAGUUUGCAUGGAGCAAUCCAUUGCAUCCAGAUAUCUUCCCUGGACUUCGCAAGUUAGAGGCAGAAAUUGUAAGGAUGGCUUGUUCCCUCUUCAAUGGGGGACCAGAUUCCUGUGGAUGUGUGACUUCUGGGGGCACAGAAAGCAUCCUGAUGGCUUGCAAGGCUUAUCGAGACUUGGCCUUAGAGAAGGGGAUCAAAACUCCAGAAAUUGUGGCUCCUCAGAGUGCCCAUGCCGCAUUUGACAAAGCAGCUCAUUAUUUUGGAAUGAAGAUUGUACGUGUUGCACAGGACAAGAACAUGGAGGUGGAUGUGCGGGCAAUGAGAAGAGCCAUCUCCAGGAACACAGCUAUGCUGGUCUGUUCUGCCCCACAGUUUCCUCAUGGUGUGAUAGAUCCUAUCCCUGAAGUGGCCAAGCUGGCUGUCAAAUAUAAAAUCCCUUUUCAUGUGGAUGCUUGUCUGGGGGGCUUCCUCAUUGUUUUCAUGGAGAAAGCAGGGUACCCACUGAAGAAACCGUUUGAUUUCCGGGUGAAAGGCGUGACCAGCAUUUCAGCAGAUACUCAUAAGUACGGCUAUGCUCCCAAAGGUUCAUCAGUGGUGUUGUACUCUGACGAGAAAUACAGGAGGUACCAGUUCUUUGUUGGUGCAGAUUGGCAAGGUGGCAUUUAUGCAUCUCCAAGCAUGGCUGGCUCACGGCCUGGUGGCAUCAUUGCAGCCUGUUGGGCCACCUUGAUGCACUUUGGUGAGAACGGCUAUGUUGAAGCUACCAAACAGAUCAUCAAAACUGCUCGCUUCCUCAAGUCAGAACUAGAAAACACCAAAAACAUCUUCAUUUUUGGGGAUCCUCAACUGUCAGUUAUUGCUCUGGGCUCCCAUGAUUUUGACAUCUACCGACUAUCUAAUAUGAUGGCUGCCAAGGGGUGGAAUUUUAACUACUUGCAGUUCCCAAAAAGCAUUCACUUCUGCAUCACAUUAGUACAUACUCGGAAGCGGGUAGCCAUCCAGUUCCUAAAGGAUAUCCGGGAAUCGAUCACACAAAUCAUGAAGAACCCUAAAGCCAAGACCACAGGAAUGGGUGCCAUCUACGGCAUGGCCCAGGCAACCAUUGACAGGAAUCUGGUUACAGAAAUAUCCACCGUCUUCUUGGACAGCCUUUACAGUACAGACCCUGUGACUCAGGGAAGCCAGAUGAAUGGUUCUCCAAAGCCCCGCUGAACUUUGACCCUUGUUAGUUCCAUGGAGCUUCAGGCCUUCAGAAGGCUCUUGGCAUUUGGAACAGACCACACACAACUUGACGUCUGGACCUGCUCCUUAGAGCACAAUAUGAUAAACCUUAAGAUAGCUUCAGCCUCAGGACUCCUUUUGUUUCCUUUUGUGGCUUUUAAUUUGAAGACCCUGAAGGAUUCCACUGCAUAAUGAGUCUGCCCUUGUUAUAAAUGUUACCCUUGAAAUUGUUUUAACCAUAUUCUUCUCUAACGUGUUUGGCAUCGUCUUCACUUAAUCAUUUGUGGUGACUCUGACCUGCUUUGAUUGCUUAGGUAAAGUGUGAGAUAGCAAGAGCAUGUCUUUGCUACCUCAGUUGAAUGUUGUGGCUGUCAGGCAGGAGGCAUUUAUGUACUGUGUUCCCCAGGUGGUUUGAUUAUGCCCCAAGCAGGAGGGGAUUUCAGCCUCUGCUUCAGGAGAUGUCAUUUGUCUCUCAGGGUCACUUUUACUGCAGCUUGCUGACUUUUCCAAGCACAGGUUGGCCAGGUCAUUGACCUGUUUGGCAUAACUAGAGCAUGCUUCCCUAGCAGGGUUUGAGUGCUCCUUUGUCUCUGUGCAUGACCAUGGUUGCUCCCAUCUUUGGAGAAGCCUGUUGGCAGUGAGACUCCCCCCUUGUUUGUUCUUACUUCUGUAGGGUGAGAAAAGAACAUGUUUUCAGAGAGUCUAGGGCUUUUUGGCUGUGGUGCUGCCUCCCUGGGGUAGAUCACACCCAAGCCCUCUCUUGGGCCUGAUGAUCCGAAACUAGACCCUUUCCUUAUUUUCUUGAAUAGUACAGGUAAGCACCUGUGUGCACAUGUGGGAGGUGGUCCUUCUCUUCCACAUUGCCUUAAUCUAUCAUGUAAUGAUAAUCUGUUUUUAUUGAAGGAAACACUCCCCAAGUGUCCUUGACUUUCCUCAGUGGGUGUGAAGACAUGCAGGGGACACUUUCUCCAUCACUGUGUUCUUCCUGCCCCCUCCCCCUUAUUCAGCUUCCAAAGGUACAAUGGCACUUAGCUUCAGGUACUAGAUGUUCCUCAGCCCCUGCUGAAUGGAAGUAGCAUAGAAUGAGAGAAGCAUUUUGGAGUAGAAAGGCAUGGCUGCAGCCAUUACUCCUGGGGCCUGAGAUUCCUUCAUAAGACUGCUUCCCCAGGAUGAUACAGGGACAGGACCAACCCCUAUGCCAACUUCCCACUUGCUUCCUCUUUUCAGGGAUGGGGGCUCUCAUGUAGGCUGAGCCCCCUGUCCUGCUCUGAUGAUCAUACUAUGUGCCUUUCUCCCCAGCUGUGAGUGUAAACUUACUCCUUACCCAGGCCCUGGAAGAAAUGGACCAGUCUUGUGUGUGGAACAAGUCAGCAGGAGCUUGCUCUGUUCCCUCCCCUUCUCAGGGAUUCCUGAGUAUUCAGCCUAAGUAUUGCUGGCUGGGAGAGCCAGACCACUAGGCUGGGAAGUGUUCCUCAGCGCUGUUCUGACCCCAUAAUUGUUAGUAGCUGGCUCAUUGCAGGGCAAGUGUGUAUGUGCACUUCCCUCAUGUGUUCUCUACAGGGCACUAUGGGGUGCAGGGAUGCUUGAUUCUCUCAUGUGUCAGAAAGAGGCUAAGUUGCUGAGCUCAGGCACUUCAGUGGUUAGAGCUAUGCAGGGCUCAUCUCUGGGUCUACAGAACAUCAUGCAGGAGAGGACCAGGGACCAUCCAGCAGGCAUCACUGGCUUGCCACUGCCUAAAAUGGAGAGGCAGGUCUUCUGUAGUCUCAGAAGAACCAGGAGCUGUCCACUCCCUUCCUUUGUGACAGCACUGGUGUGGGGUGAUGGUGUUUUCCAGGGGGACCUGCUGCAUCUACUUUAUGAUUAGGAACUUUAGUGUGACUUCAGGCUUUCAUUGUGCUUGUGUCUUUGCGUGUCCAUGCUAUGCCUAGCCAGUGUCAGGGGUGGGUAGGAUGUCUAGUAUCAUGUGGCUUAGUAGGUGCCACAGUAGCUUCUGCAAACACUGUACUGUCUUGUUUCUAUAUUAGUCAUAGUUAUUACUGUGAAUAUACUGCCAUGUCACUUUUAAUAUUACCAGUUUUAUAUUUGGAAAAUGGUACUUGCCUCUUUGAAAGCUCUUUUAUCUUCUCUAACCUCCCCAUCAUCUCCAUGCCCUUUCCUGACUGCAAUAAUAACUCUUAAAAAACAAUUGAAUAAUUAAAUGUACCAAACUAUAA
This is a messenger RNA of Phodopus roborovskii (desert hamster), 4007 nucleotides long. RefSeq names its product sphingosine-1-phosphate lyase 1 (gene Sgpl1). Gene Ontology annotation, molecular function: pyridoxal phosphate binding; sphinganine-1-phosphate aldolase activity. The record is from RefSeq and is a predicted model, not a curated record. Lineage: Eukaryota; Metazoa; Chordata; Mammalia; Rodentia; Cricetidae. Gene Ontology annotation, cellular component: endoplasmic reticulum. Gene Ontology annotation, biological process: carboxylic acid metabolic process; sphingolipid catabolic process. The transcript has 16 exons. The coding region runs from base 61 to 1785 and encodes 574 amino acids.